This is a messenger RNA of Rhizophagus irregularis DAOM 181602=DAOM 197198, 496 nucleotides long. The record is from RefSeq and is a predicted model, not a curated record. NCBI's taxonomy places the organism in Eukaryota, Fungi, Glomeromycota, Glomeromycetes, Glomerales, Glomeraceae.
AGUCAACAGAAAAUGAGAAAACAAUGUUAAAUGUAUUAUAGUAUUCUUUUAUAAGAGUAAAAAAUGUCAAAUAACUCAGAAAUAAAUUUGUCAACCGAUGCGAAAAUAAAAUAUUCAAAUGGAAUAGGAAAAAAAGACUCAAAGUUAUAUGAAAUGAUAAAAAAGGAAACAAAUGAUACAUUCAUUAGUUGGUUAAAAAGUAAUGAAGAUAUCAAAUAUUUUGAAUAUUCGAACUUUAGGAAUCUAAAGCCAGUAGGCAAAGGUUCUUAUGGAAGCGUACUACGUGCCAAUAUGAAGAAUGCUGCCGGCUUUUAUGCUUUGAAAUCAUUUAAUAACGACGAGACGACUCUUCAACAAAUUAUCAAUGAGCUAGAUUUAUAUCGGACGAUUGGUCGUCAUGAGAAUAUUUUACAAUUGUUUGGAGUAACAAAAAUAGAAACUGGUAUGGUUUAAAAUAAUCAUUUAUUACUUUAACUUUUAUUUAACAUUUACUUUA